Messenger RNA from Oncorhynchus gorbuscha (pink salmon), 4262 nucleotides. Its product is annotated as E3 ubiquitin-protein ligase TRIM39. NCBI's taxonomy places the organism in Eukaryota, Metazoa, Chordata, Actinopteri, Salmoniformes, Salmonidae. The transcript is spliced from 9 exons. The record is from RefSeq and is a predicted model, not a curated record. The coding region runs from base 67 to 1998 and encodes 643 amino acids. Gene Ontology annotation, molecular function: zinc ion binding; protein binding.
UGUCAGUGUUUGGCCAGAGCAGUCACUCUGUACAGUGGCUUUCUGCAACAGCUGCUUCUCUCUGUAAUGGCUUACCUUGCAGGAAAUCAUGGAAAUCUGACGGAGGAGCAGGUCCACUGCUCCAUCUGUCUGGACGUGUUCACCAACCCUGUCUCCAUCCCCUGUGGACACAACUUCUGCCGCUGUUGCAUCCUAGACUACUGGAAGACCACCGCCCUGUUCCAAUGCCCCAUGUGCAAGAAAACCUUCUUCAAGCGGCCCGACAUUAGCAUCAACACCGUCCUGAGGGAGAUCGCUGAGCAAUUUAAGGACAUCAGGGUUAGCAACGCCGAGCGUCUCCAACGGCAGGAACUGAAAGAGGAACGAGAUUUGCAGAAGAAGAUGGAAGAGCAGAAACAGAAGGAGGAGGAGCAGAAAAAGACGGAGCGGGAGACGAAGAAGAAAGAGCAACAGGAGCUGGUUCAAAAGCAGCAGAAACUUCUCCAGGAGCUGAGACUGAAGCAGGAGAUGCAAAAGCUACAGCUGCCACAGCUGCAACGAACGACGAGCCAGGAACCAGAUAAACCAAUAGAAGAGAAGCCAGAGGGAGAGCCAGAGGAACCUCCAGCCGAUGCUCCUCCAUCCCCACCCCACAGCCCAUGGGGCGAGGUGUCUUGUGAUGUCUGCAUGGGCGACCGGAUGAAGGCCGUCAAGUCCUGCCUGGUGUGUCUGACCUCAUACUGCGAGGAACACAUUAAGAACCACAACACACGCUUCACCAAACACAAGCUGAUCGAACCCGUGACUAACCUUGAAGAGAGGAUGUGUCCCAAGCACGAGAGGCUUCUGGAGCUGUUCUGUAAGAAAGACCAUAUCUGUGUGUGUGUGCUGUGUACGGAGACGGACCACAGAGCUCACUUUACUGUACCUGUAGAGAGGGAGUGGACUGAUAAGAAGGCUCAGCUGAAGAAGACAGAGAUAGAUGUACAGCAGAUGAUCCAGGAAAGACUGAAGAAGAUGGAGGAGAUCAAGCACUCAGCGGAGCUGAAUAAGUCCAGUGCCCAGAGGGAGAUCGAGGACAGCAUGCAGGUGUUCCAGGAGCUGAUUCGGUCCAUCCAGAGGACCCAGGCUGAGCUGGUGCUGGCUAUAGAGGAAAAGCAGAGAGAGACAGAGAGGUGGUCCCAGGGCCUGAUAGGGGAGCUGGAACAGGAGAUCACUAAACUACAGAGGAGGAAUACAGACCUGGAGCACCUCUCACGCACAGAGGACCACAUCCACUUCCUACAGAGUUUCCCAGCCCUGUGUACCCCUCCAGCCACUAAGGACUGGUCUGGGACCAGUGUACAUACUGAAGUGUGUGUUGGGAUCAUCAGGAGAGCUGUGUCCAAAUUGGAAGAGACGCUGAGUGAGGAAAUUGACAAACUGGUGGACUCCGAGCUGAAGAAGAUUCUUAAGUACACAGUGGACCUGACCCUCGACCCAGACUCAGCCAACCCGUGGCUCCAGCUCUCGGAAGACCGCCGUCAAGUUAGGCACCUGGGAACUUGGCAGGACCUCCCGGACAUCCCAGAGCGUUUUGACACUGUGGUCAUAGUCCUGGGUCGCGAGGGCUUCACGGCGGGACGCCACUACUGGGAGGUCCAGGUGGGGGACAAGGAUGACUGGUACCUAGGUGUGGCCAAGGCAUCAGUCAACAGGAAGGGGCGUAUCGCCGUCAGCUCCUCCCAGGGCUACUGGGCGCUGGCCAUGAAGAAAGACCAGGGAUAUAGGGCCUCCACGACCCCGCCGUUACCUCUAACCCUUGACCCCAAGCCGAAGAGGGUCGGGGUGUAUGUGGAUUGCGAAGAGGGCCAGGUUUCGUUUUACGACGUGAAGGAGAGGAGUCAUAUCUAUACAUUCAUGGAGGACAACUUUAAGGAUAAGUUGUUUCCGUUCUUUUAUCUGUACUGUUGUGAUAAACAGUCGGAUGCCAUGGUGAUCUGUCCGAUCAAUGAAAAGAGUCUGAUCAAGCAAUGCUGAGAAAUACUCUGACAACAACUCUGAAAGAAUACAAUUCUGUCUGCAGAAAAUACUGUGACAUAUGAUCUUGGUAGGGAAACCGUAAAACAAUUAUACAUUGACACUUAGUGGUGGCUUAAAGAACCAUGGGGGUGAGUGCCCGACGUCAACAUCCUUGACCUUAUUGAUAUUUGUUAUGGUGAUAACAAGCUGAUUUAUUUUGUUGUCCAGCCCCCCUAGGCCCCUGGUCAGUUGAACCCUGUUGAGAAAGAUUGCAACUAGGGGAGAGUGGGGUAUGUUUAACCAUUGUUUACAUUCAGCAUCACUACGUCAAGGGAAAUAUAGUAUUCUUUCUAACAAAGAUAUCUACAUAUAUUUCACAAUGUGGUUUAUCCCUGAAAAUAAUUAGAAUUAAUGUAAACAUAACGGUUUUGAAAACAUAGCCUUUCCAAAUAAAAAAGUGGUUUGCUCAACUUACCCUGGGUAUGGGGUAAGUUGAGCAUCGGGACAGGGUAAGUCGAGCAGCCUUGGGGUAAGUGGGUGGUGGUGUCCUGUGACAGUGGUUGAUGGUGCUGUUAGGUCAAAGUUGAAUUCAUGGAAUGGGUAUACUGUAUAUGUUAAAUAUAUGUCUACAUUCAGAUAUAGAACACUCUGUUCAAUAUCCCUUACCCUUCUAUUUCUUGACCAGUUGUCUGGGACGGGGAUGUUGUUUUGAUGUGCCAAUUUGUCGGCUAGUUCUCUGCAUUUGAGGCUACAAAGCCCAUGAAACUGGUCCAAAAGAGUAUUGAUACGUUUAGCAAAGCUCAAACUCUAUGUCAUCAGAUAAGACCAUACAGAGUGUGCACCUGCUACUCCUUAUCAUAGCCUCUCUUUCGCACACAGCUACAUGUUCAUUUUGUUUUUCGGUCAUUGUCUAUUUGUUCAUCCCUUGCUGCUGCUGGAGAUGGACUUCUUCCCUUCUCUCACUUCCUUGGCUGCUCGCUCAAGAACCUCUUUGUGGCUGGAACCCUGCUUGUUUUACGUUUGUGUACACGGGACAUGAUGUCUGCUCUGUAACAAUAGACAUGGACUCUCUUGAGUUCAUAUGUUCAGACACAUUGCAAAAAUACUAUAUGCUAUGCAUAAAACUGACGAAAUGUAAUCAUUUGUAUGGGGUAGCUUUGGCUCAGCUUAACCCAUGACCAUUGGCUCCACUAACCCCAAGGCAAACAAGAAUGCACAUUUGUGAAAGGUUUAGGACCUCAUAUUCAUCAGAUCCCAACUGAUGUGUAAAACAAUCAUAAAACGAUCUACUUUUCUUUAGAUACAAGCAUCAUGAAACUUAUGAACAAAAAAUGCAUUUGCUUUGUGAAAAUCCGUUAUUUGGACCUAACUUGCUUGCCACUUUUUCCAUGUGGUUUCUUCCUUCACAGACUCCAUGAAAUGAUGACCUCUUCCUAAAUAUUUGGUCACUUGAUUCAUUUGAUGUAUGCUUUCCUAGAAACAAGGGGUGGCUCAACGAACCUUUUUACUCAACUUUCCCCACUGUCCCCUACCUCAAAGCUGCAAUAUGUAACUUUUUGGGUGAACAGACCAAAUUCACACAGAAAUGUGAGUUAUAGAUCUGUCACUCAUUGAAAGCAAGUCUAAAAAAGCAGUAGAUCUGUUCUGCGUGUGCCUUUUCUAUGCUUCCCAUUCUUACGUUUUUAGUUUUUGCAUCUUUUACUUUCGGUUUUGCAGACCAGCUUCAAACAGCUGAAAAUGCAAUAUUUUCAGUUAUUAUAUGGUACAAUGAUUCACUACACUAUACAUUGAUUGUUUUGUUACAUAAACUGACAUUAGGUGAACUAUUCGAAUUUUAGCAUAUUGCACCUUUAACUUAUAAUCCUAAUAGACUGGUAGGUAGGAUGAUAGUGUUGUUUUUUGUUUGUGUUUUUUUGAUGGCAUAUAUCCUGUUGAUUAAAGUCUAGAUUAAACAUCAAAAUGAAUAUGAAUCUAACAGACAUGGGUUUAAAAUACUUGAAAAUAAUUUCAAAUUAUUUUUCUGUGCCUAUUGCCUGACUUAAUAAACCAAUAGAUAAGUCUCAAAACGGCAUAUCCCGUCCAUCUGGCACUCCUGGCAGAUUCAAGCAAACGCUCAAAGUAUUUGAACCCAGGUCUAAAAUGUAACAUGCCUUAAUUGUAUCUAUGUUGAAGACAGUGUUGUUUACUGACUUGCACUUUAGCAUUGCAUGCCUAUUCACAUAUUCAAUGUACACUGUAAAAAUAGGAUGAGGAUUUUCAACAAUAAAUGUGUUUGUCUUUGG